Raphanus sativus (radish) is the source of this 2146-nucleotide messenger RNA. RefSeq names its product scarecrow-like protein 6. Gene Ontology annotation, cellular component: nucleus. The coding region runs from base 231 to 1964 and encodes 577 amino acids. NCBI's taxonomy places the organism in Eukaryota, Viridiplantae, Streptophyta, Magnoliopsida, Brassicales, Brassicaceae. The record is from RefSeq and is a predicted model, not a curated record. Gene Ontology annotation, molecular function: DNA-binding transcription factor activity; sequence-specific DNA binding. The transcript has a single exon. Gene Ontology annotation, biological process: regulation of DNA-templated transcription.
AUUGAUAAUUGUUAAAUAGUACUAGUGUAAGUCAGAUAACAGGCGAAAGCAAAAAAAUAAGAAACACAAAAAAAAGGAGAGAGAGAGAGAGAGGUUGAAGCGCACUUUGCCACUUUAAUUUCCUGCACGCAUCCACAACGCAAAGAAGAAGGAAAGAAAGACAGAAGAGAGAUAGUGAGAGCAAAGGGGGUUUGUGAAUUUUGUUUGUGCUUCUUCGAGAAAGUCUUGCAAUGCCCUUACCCUCCUUUGAAGAGUUUCAAGGGAAGGUGAUUUCUUCUUAUUUCUCCUCUUCCGACAUAGAGCCCACCUCUGUUCUCAGCCCUCUCACUACAUCCUCCUCCACGGUGUCUUCCUCUCACGGCGUAAACACUGCCGUCGGAGGCAGCGGUGGUGUAUCCACCGCAAUCUCCGGCGGCGGCGAUGAGCAAUGUGGAGGGAGUGAUUGGGAGCAAGUGCUUCCUCCUGCCUCUCCCACCCAUGACCAUGACAACGACCAGAGCAUCCUCAGGCUCAUCAUGAUGGGUGACUCCCAAGAAGAUCCUUCUCACGAACUUAACAACAUUCUCCAGACUUCAUCUGCUUCCCAAUCUCCCGUCACCUUCCACCACUCCGACUACACAUCUCUCGGCACCAGCUUCGGUGUCCUCGAUAAUACCACCGGCGUCUUCGGCUCGGUUCCACCUCUGUUUCAGUCACAAGUCGUCGAGGAGAAGCCGCCACCUCACCCACUCCUAAUCAACCAAAGCCAAACUCAUUUCACCCAGCAACCCUCCCUCUUCUACGGCCACCACCAUACGCUUCCUCCCCCGGCAAAGCGUCUCAACCAAGGCUCCCUUAAUCAGGGAACGCUAACGGAGCAGCUGUUCAAAGUAGCGGAGGUGAUAGAGAGCGGCGGCGACACGUGUCUAGCUCAGGGGAUAUUGGCGCGGCUCAAUCAACAGCUCUCUUCUCCCGCGGCGGGAAAGCCCUUCGAAAGAGCAGCUUCCUACUUCAUAGAGGCUCUCCACAGCUGUCUCCUCCACCACAACAACGCCACCCAACAACAACCCCUCCUAAACCCUUACUCCCUCAUCUUCAAGAUCUCCGCCUACAAAUCCUUCUCCGAGCUCUCCCCCGUCCUCCAGUUCGCCAACUUCACCUCCAACCAAGCCCUCCUCGAGUCCUUCCACGGCUUCAACCGCCUCCACAUCAUCGACUUCGACAUCGGCUUCGGCGGCCAAUGGGCCUCCCUCAUGCAAGAGCUCGUCCUCCUCCGCGACAACAACAACAACGACUCUCCUCGUCCCCUCUCCCUCAAGAUCACACUCCUCGCUUCUUCUCACGACAACGACCUCGAGCUCGGCUUCACUCAAGACAACCUCAAACACUUCGCCUCAGAGAUCAACAUCUCCCUCGACAUCCAGGUCCUCACCUUAGACCUCCUCCUCUCCUUCCCUCCUCCUAACGAGAAAGAAGCCGUCGCCGUUAACCUCUCCCCGUCCUCCUUCUCCAACACCCCUUCCCUCCUCCUCCGUUUCGUCAAACACCUCUCCCCGACCAUCAUCGUCUGCUCCGACAGAGGCUGCGAGAGGACCGACCUGCCUUUCCCGCAGCAGCUCCUCCACUCGCUCCAGUCCCACGCCGCUCUCCUCGAGUCCCUCGACGCCGUCAACGCCAGCCUCGACGCGAUGCAGAAGAUCGAGAGGUUCCUCGUACAGCCGGAGAUCGAGAAGCUCGUCCUCGACCGUAGUAGUAGCAGCCGUCGUCCGGUCGAAAGGCCGAUGAUGAUGACGUGGCAAGCAAUGUUCAUGCAGAUGGGGUUCUCGCCUGUGGCGCACAGCAACUUCACGGAGUCUCAGGCUGAGUGUUUGGUUCAGAGGACGCCUGUGAGAGGCUUUCACGUCGAGAAGAAACAUAACUCUCUUCUUCUCUGCUGGCAAAGGAGAGAACUCGUCGGCGUCUCCGCCUGGAGAUGUCGCUCCUGAGAAUCCAUCACCACCCUCUACUUUUUUAUUUUUUUAUUGUUAAAUGUAUUCUUAAUUUUAAUCUAUCAUCUAAUUAUGACAUAUAUUUUCAUAAUCUUUUGUUCUUCCCGAUAUAUUACUUUACUCGGUGCGAUUCACAAAGUAUAUGAAAUUUUGUGAGUAAUUAAAUUUCUGUUUGGUCA